AUGGGGAAAAUCCCCACCCCCGCCGCCGCCGGCCUCCUCUCCUCCUCUCCCCUCCGCCCAUCGUCCACAACAUCAAGCUUCUCAGCCCACAGCAGCUGCCUCCGCACGCAAACCCGACACGCGACCUUCAUCCCCCGACCAAGAAGGCCCUACACCUUCACGCAGCUCAUCCAGCUCUCCGACGGAUCCACCUACACCGCCCGGACAACCUCCCCGCUGCCGCUGUACCGCGCCGCCAAGGACACGCGCAACACGCUCCUGUGGCAGCCCAGCGAGAAGAGCUUGCGAAACGUCGAGCUCGACGAGGCCGGUAAGCUGGCUGCCUUCAGAGAGAGAUUCGGAAGGGCGUACGAUGCUGCCGCGCAGGCUGAGCAGGCGGCGGCCAAAGCUGCCGAGGAGGAUGCUGGAUUGAACUUUGAGGAUCUGCUGGCGGAAUACUCGCCGCAGGAUACGAGCGCAUUGAAAGAUUCAGGUCCGAAGAAGGCCCCCACGCGAAGAAAGUAAUGAAUGUGUUAUGAUAUGAGGGGAAAGAAAGGAGAAAAGAUGUAUUAUAUAUUUUGUACGAAUGGCAGAUGGAAAAGGCUAGGCGCAGACAACUUCACAAAAAUGGAGAGAUAUGGAAAGGCAAUAGACGGAGGAGAGAAACCGCAUUGGAUUAGAGAAUCGACUCUGUUCAAAUAUGUACAGCACUUUGAGCCUGGCGGCCU
Trichoderma asperellum CBS 433.97 is the source of this 707-nucleotide messenger RNA. The record is from RefSeq and is a predicted model, not a curated record. Lineage: Eukaryota; Fungi; Ascomycota; Sordariomycetes; Hypocreales; Hypocreaceae.